Tetrahymena thermophila SB210 is the source of this 1890-nucleotide messenger RNA. Its product is annotated as Serine/Threonine kinase domain protein. Lineage: Eukaryota; Ciliophora; Oligohymenophorea; Hymenostomatida; Tetrahymenidae. The record is from RefSeq and is a predicted model, not a curated record. Gene Ontology annotation, biological process: intracellular signal transduction; peptidyl-serine phosphorylation. The transcript is spliced from 8 exons. Gene Ontology annotation, molecular function: protein serine/threonine kinase activity; ATP binding.
AAACAAACAAACAUUCAUUAUUAAUAUAACCCAAAAUCAACCAAAAAAAAUUAUCAUAAUCUUUUUUAUAAAAAAAUACUCAUAAGUAAGAGAAAAAAUUAGAUAAUUAAAAUAAAUAAGGCAAUAAGGAGCAUGUCUUAAGUAGAAAACACACCAAAAAAACUAACAAAUCAGGAAGAUUAACAAUCUUCUUCUUAGUAAAAAACUAGUUUCAGCUCAGCCGAUAAAUAAUUAAAUCAAAAAUAGAGUCCUUUAGAUGAGUAUAAAAUCAUUAUGGAGAUAGGAUAGGGUUCAUUUGGGAAAGUUUAUAAAGCUAAAAAGAAUACAGAUCUUAAUAAUAAGCUUUACGCUAUAAAAAGAAUUAAAACACAGCUGCUUUAAUAGGAGAUGAAGAGCCAUUAAAUUUUUAUGGAAAAAUUGUAGUUGUUCUUUGAUUUUCCAGGAAUUCCCAAAAUGCACCAAUGCUUCUCUUUUCAAGGUUGCUUCUUUUUCGUAAUGGAUUUCGCUUCAGGUGGUCCCUUUGAGCAGUUUUUGAGAUUUAACAGUAACGGAAGUCUCUCUUUCAAAACAAUCUAGUUUUAUGUUGCAGAAAUGGUUCUAAUAUUAGAAUAUUUGCACCUCUAAGGCCUUGCCCAUCGUGAUUUUAAACCUGAGAAUAUGGUCAUUUCAUAAAAUAAACAUUUGCAGUUAAUCGAUUUUGGUACCCUUAAUGAUUUUUGUUCCAAUUUAGUACCCGAACAAUUAAAAUCCGACAUCACAAAGAAAAAUGAAAUAAAGAAGCAAAAUUUGAUUAAGAAGGGAAUCAUUUAAGAAGGUUAGCAACUAGAAAGCGAAAUCAACCCAGAAAUUUAAUAAAAUGUAAAACAAUAAGAUAAAGACUCUGGAUUCUUCAAAUACGAUGAGGAACAGAUAUAAAAUCUAUAAUCAGAGCAACCCUCUGAAUUCGAUUAAAAUAUUUAAUGCAUAGCUUCCCCACUUCCAGUAAACAGGAAGAGACUUACAACAUUUUGCGGAACAAAUGACUACUUAAGUCCAGAAAUGUUGCUUGAAUAAAAGUGUGAUAUGAACGGUGAUUUAUGGGCACUUGGCUGUAUUAUUUAUUAAAUGUUCACCGACAAAACUCCAUUCCACUAAAAAUACAUUUCUUACGAUUAGCUUAAGCAAAGAAUCUUAAACUGCAAUUAUGAAAUGCUUCCAAAGAUUCCAGUGGUAGCUCAGGAUAUAAUAUAAAAAUUAUUAGUUCUUUAGCCAGAUUAAAGAUUAGGUGGUGUUUUUGUUCAUAGCAAUUUAUAAAAAUAAGAUAUUAUUGAAAGUUAUAAGAAUCUGAAAUCUCACCCCUUUUUUGAGGGAAUUGAUUGGCAAAAUUUAUAUAAUUAGGAUCCUCCCUAAACAGAAGAAACAUAUGUAAGAAAGGGAGUUAAAAAGCAAACAGCGCCUCCUCUUAAUGUAAUUAAUGAUGCAGAUAAGCAAGACUAAAUAAUUGAAGAUUAAGCUGCAUAAAAGAAAAAAUAAUCAAAAAGAUCAGAUGAUAUUCAUGACUACUUUCCAUAAAAAGAUAAAAGUCCGAGCUAUUAAAACUCAUCAAAAGUCAUCUAUGAGAAAAUGCUUUAAGAAAAGCAGUGGAAGGUCCUCAAAUUUAGUAAAUUAGUUUAAAUAUAAGAAGACGAAAAAUACUUGACCAUAAACGUUUUGGAUCCUAUCAAAAAAACUUCCAAAUAUUCUCUUAUUGUCGACGAAAACACUACUAUCAAGCAAAAAGAUGAAAAAGUUAUUAUCGACAAUGGAAAAAUUAAAAAAUCUUACACUGACUAUAAAGAAUCAAAAGUUCUUGAUUUUUACAAUUGUUUGGUUUCCGGGGUCCAGAAAAAAUUCUUGAAGAAAUCUGAAUGA